Messenger RNA from Amoebophrya sp. A25, 1190 nucleotides. The record is from the annotation of a GenBank genome assembly. Lineage: Eukaryota; Dinophyceae; Syndiniales; Amoebophryaceae.
CCGCAGUCUUCGGGCUCGGCGGGGUCGCAGCACUCGCCUGGGGCUUCUGCAGAUCCUUCAGGCACAGGCACGUCUCCCUCCGGUCGCUCUGGGCCCCUCGCAUAUCCAAGUGUAAAGCCCAGGCGAGAGCGUAACCACGAGUCCCCUCACAAGGUGCUUCCGGCGAAGGUCGAGGACGCGAACGCAGCAGGCAGUGAACAUUCUGACUUCGGUGUCUCAUCCGAACGAGAAGCCCCGCUCCUGGGCUUCGACGCCAGGAAACCGGACUCGGACCUUGGGUUCGAUAGCGAGCAUGAAGGAGAGCGCUUGGCUAUUUUAGACGGUGAAAGCCUUUCUCCAACUAGUGACACUGUUGCCACUGAAGACCAGACUCAUAGCGAUGGGGACGGUAGUAGAGGAGGUCGUGGCGGUCCGCGGGGCCGCAGUCGUGGAGGUUCAUUUGGAACUGAUUCACCAGCUGCAAGGCCCACGCGAAUGCCAAAGGGGCAGGCGCGUCCAACUGUGUUCGAGGGCCAGGAGCGCGGCCGAGAUGGACGACGCCAGGAGCACGCAGCAGAUCGCGAGAGAAAACAUGACUCUGAUUCCGAAUCUCAACAAGCAGGCCCCGCUCCUCCUUUUAUCAGGGGCGACUUUGCUUCGGGAGCGGAGACUGGGGACAGCAAUUAUUCCGCGGAUAUGGAAAGCGAUGAAGGCGCUUCUCGACGACUACCGGCCCAAAAGAGCGGAGAAGACCUCUCUUCUAUCGACGAGUCCGAAAGCGAAGGACAGCGCGCAGUGGGAGGGCUGAGGCGCCCUGCCUUUGGAGUCGACGAAGAAGUCUCACAGACUUCGGACGUGGAUUCGGAGCAGCCGCUCCUGGGCGCCAAAAAGAGAACCCGACCGCGCGUUCCGACCGGAAGCAUGCCUUAUUCAUCGGCUGAGCCGGAUGGCGGCGAUUCGUUUUCUCUGGAAAAAACAGGGGGCGCCACUCGUUUCUCUGAGACGGACACUACUAGUGCGCCCGACGAUCCCCAUGACCCCGAGAGCACUAGAGGAAAUCGUGGCGGCAGCGAGGGGGGCCCGUCCGAUCGCUCCGGCCCCCGCACAUCUUCAGGUGUAAAGCCCAAGCGAUGGGCUAGCGGGUCUCCUCCUCGUGUGCUUCCCACGUUGUCUGAGGAUGAGGAGCUCCUCGACGGGUACACAGCAGGCGG